Molecule: messenger RNA, 1146 nt
Organism: Plasmodium vinckei vinckei
Lineage: Eukaryota; Apicomplexa; Aconoidasida; Haemosporida; Plasmodiidae
Product: DnaJ protein, putative
Exons: 3
Coding region: 1-1146 (381 amino acids)
Cellular component (GO): endoplasmic reticulum
Molecular function (GO): misfolded protein binding; protein-folding chaperone binding
Source: RefSeq, a predicted model, not a curated record
AUGGAGGAUAUGAUUAUUUAUAUGAUAAUUAUUGCACCAUUAACAAAAUGGCUUAUCGGACCCAAUCGACCUUGGAAUAAAGGAAAAAGAGAAUAUGGUGUAUUCAUAGCUUUAUUUAUACUAUUUUCUGUAGCUAUAUAUGAACUUCAAAAAACAGAACAAAAUGCUUAUGAAAUUUUAAAUGUAAGUACAUAUGCAACCAAAACAGAAAUACGACAAUCUUUUCGAAAAUUAUCACGUAUAUACCAUCCUGAUAAAAGUAAAGAACCAGACGCAUUUGAUAAGUUUACUAAAAUAAGAGAAGCAUAUGAAAUAUUAUCUAAUGACAAAAAAAAAUAUAAUUAUGAUCGAUUUGGAGAUUUUCAGGGUAGUGAAAUAACAAGCUUUUUUUAUGUCGAAAUAAUAAUUAUAGCAAUUUUUCAGUUUGCUAUUUCAUUUAUAUUUGGUUUCUUAUAUUCAUAUGGAAAGGAUAAUGAACAAUAUCGAAUUUUAAUUUGUUUAUAUAUAACAUUAAAUUUUUGUUUAGAAUUAAUACUUAGAUUUAGUAGUGAAAGCACAGAAUUUCUAGCCUUUUGGCCAAUCUUUAAUCGCUUUACUCCUUUUGAAAGAAUUAAAGCAAUAAAAUCACUUGUUCCUUUAUUUAUGAAUGUCAUAUUAUUUAUAGAUCUUUAUUUGAUCGAGGAAGAUAUGAAUACAUAUGCAGUAACAUUUUGUGAAUAUAUUUUUGAAAAAAAUAUUAAAGUACUUAAAAAUUACAAUGAUGCUGUUCUUUUUUGUGCUAAACUCAUUGACGGUAAAGUAGACCGACAUAGUAAUUUUUCAUGGAGACCAAAAGAAGAACAUACAUAUAUAGAGAAUGUUCAAGAAUUAAAAGUUAACCAAAUUCAUGAUAAAAAAUGUGAUAAAGAUGAUAUAUUUUAUCAAUUGUUACAUCCUAUUGUAGAAACAAAUGAAGAAGAUAUCGACUUACAAAUUCCAAAAAAAGAAUUAUGCCGUCGAUUUGAUUGGUCUCAUUUGUAUGUUUCAAAUAUCCUUGCGAAAAAUGAAAAAGAGAAAAAUAUUGAGGAAGGGAAUGCUAACAAGGGUGUCAUUUUUUCUGCCAUUCUUUAUAUUAUUGGGAUAGUCUCACAUUUAUUAUCAAAAUAA